Molecule: messenger RNA, 915 nt
Organism: Psilocybe cubensis
Lineage: Eukaryota; Fungi; Basidiomycota; Agaricomycetes; Agaricales; Agrocybaceae
Exons: 2
Coding region: 1-915 (304 amino acids)
Source: RefSeq, a predicted model, not a curated record
AUGAUAUUUUUCAAGGCUAUCUUAACCUGUGCGAUCUUAGCUCUUUCUGUACUCGGCAGGUUGUCAAGUUCCACCGAUGCAGAAGAGAUGGUGAUGACUCCUGGAGGACUAGUUCCAAAAUCUAGUGUUCACAGAGUUCCUGAGGGUGCUCGUGUUCACCAUACCGCAGCUGAAGUUCACCUCAUCGCCGCAGAUGGCACUAUCAUCCACUCCGCCCCGGUUUCUAAAACAAUUUCCACUAAAUCCAAAAUAUCAGGCACACCCACCUCAUUUGCCCCUCGAGAACUGAGCUCAGGGUACGUUGCCUACUCCUAUUGGAAGAACAACGCCACCAGCGACAUCGGCUCCUUCUCUACCACCUGGUCGGUACCACCUACCCCAGCGAAAAAGGAUGGACAAAUUCUUUACAUUUUCAAUGCCCUUAUUCCCAGCUCCUUCGACGGUAUUUUCCAACCUGUCCUGCAAUUCGGCUCUACGCCAGCUGGAGGAGGAAAUUACUGGGCGGUAGCGUCAUGGUAUCUGAUUGGAUCAAACACCUACUAUACUGUCCCGGCCCAGGUCAAAGCAGGGCAGAGUCUUACGGGUGUUAUGUCGCUUAAAAGCACUACGGUUUCCGGAAACACAACAACCUUCCACUGGAAUUCCGUCUUCACUAGCGUUCCGAGCACCUCUCUCUCCAUUUCCACAACCGAAGUUUUUAACUAUGCAUAUGAAGCGUUGGAGAUCUACACUGCAUCCGGUGCCUCCGAUCUUCCUACCGGAAAAACUAUGAUGACGAACAUCAACAUCGCCACUCAGGAUGGUCUACAUCCACCCCUCAACUGGACAUCGAUUAGUGAUUCCACUGAAGGCUUCCAGAUGGCCGUUCUGUCCAGUGCCUCCACCAACGGAACCAUGCAGAUUACCUAUCCGUGA